This is a messenger RNA of Lachancea nothofagi CBS 11611, 1827 nucleotides long. Lineage: Eukaryota; Fungi; Ascomycota; Saccharomycetes; Saccharomycetales; Saccharomycetaceae. The record is from the annotation of a GenBank genome assembly.
AUGUUUAAAAGAACACUUGCGGCGCUCGCUCAGAGCACCGGGAAAGCCGUCCCCCCGGUAAAACUUGGGUACAAAUAUAUGCUCAAAGAUCCCUCGACGAAAUACAAGCCAUUUGCUGCGGUAAAUCUUCCUAACAGACAAUGGCCCGACAAACGCAUUACGAAAGCUCCCCGUUGGUUAUCCACAGACCUUAGAGACGGUAACCAGUCGCUUCCGGACCCUAUGUCGGUGGAGCAGAAGAAGGAGUAUUUCCACAAGCUUGUGGAAAUCGGCUUCAAGGAAAUCGAGGUUUCAUUUCCUUCGGCCUCGCAAACAGACUUCGAUUUCACCCGCUACGCUGUACAAAACGCUCCCGAAGACGUUGGCAUCCAGUGCCUUGUGCAGUCGCGUGAACAUCUCAUAAAAAGGACCGUUGAGGCCCUCUCUGGUGCCAACAAGGCAACCAUCCACGUAUACCUAGCAACUAGUGACAUGUUCCGCGAUAUUGUGUUCAACAUGUCUCAAGAAGAAGCCGUCGCCAAGGCCGUUGAGGCCACCAAACUGGUACGGAAAUUAACCAAAGACGAUCCUGCUCAGCAAGCCACUAUGUGGACGUACCAGUUUUCUCCAGAAACUUUCAGCGAUACAUCACCUGAAUUUGCCGUUGAAAUUUGUGAAGCUGUCAAGGCUGCUUGGGAGCCAACUGCCGAAAAUCCAAUUAUUUUCAACCUCCCAGCUACUGUAGAAAUGGCCACUCCUAACAAUUACGCAGAUCAGAUUGAAUACUUUUCUACCCACAUUUCUGAACGUGAAAAAGUGUGCAUUUCCACUCACGCUCACAAUGACCGUGGCUGUGGUGUUGCCGCAUCAGAGUUAGGUAUGAUGGCUGGUGCCGACCGUGUGGAAGGUUGUCUAUUUGGUAACGGUGAACGUACUGGUAAUGUUGACAUUGUUACCGUUGCAUUGAACAUGUACACUCAAGGUGUCAACCCAGAACUAGACUUUUCCGACCUAAACUCGGUCGUGGAAGUUGUAGAACGUUGUAACAAAAUCCCAGUGGCUCAAAGAGCCCCAUACGGUGGUGACUUGGUUGUCUGUGCAUUCUCUGGUUCUCAUCAAGACGCUAUCAAGAAAGGUUUCGCUCUGCAGGAAAAGAGACGUGCCAGCGGCGAUCUAGAAUGGAAAAUACCAUAUCUACCAUUGGAUCCAAGAGACAUUGGUAGAGAUUACGAGGCUGUUAUCAGAGUCAACUCGCAAUCUGGUAAAGGUGGUGCUGCCUGGGUUAUCCUCAGAUCUCUAGGUCUAGAUCUACCAAGAAAUUUGCAAAUCGAAUUUUCCACUGCUGUCCAAACCAAGGCUGACGCUCUUGGGAGAGAAUUGAAGGCUCAAGAAAUCACCGAUCUUUUCAAAGAGACAUACAACUACAGUGGCACAAUUGGCAAAGUUACCCUAGUGGAUUACGAAAUUACAAAACUUGACAAAGAACGCAGGUCCUUGACUGGUCAAGUUGAAAUUGAUGGUAAGCUAUACAACAUAAACGGUACAGGUAACGGUCCAAUUUCAUCAGUCGUUGAUGCUAUGUCCAACCUCCUCAACCUCAGAUUCAGUGUUUCUAACUACACCGAACACUCGUUGGGCUCUGGUUCCGCCACUCAAGCCGCUUCAUUUAUUCAUCUCAUGUAUAGACGCGAAGUCGACAAUGAGAAUGCCUACAAAUGGGGUGUCGGUGUUUCCGAAGAUGUUGGUGAAGCUUCCACCAAAGCCAUCAUGUCUGUCAUUAACAAUAUUGUCCAGUCGGGUGACGUUGCUUUGCCAGACUCAGCAUCAAAGGCCUCUGCCUCCGCAUAA